Molecule: messenger RNA, 1251 nt
Organism: Aspergillus nomiae NRRL 13137
Lineage: Eukaryota; Fungi; Ascomycota; Eurotiomycetes; Eurotiales; Aspergillaceae
Product: NAD(+) diphosphatase
Exons: 3
Coding region: 1-1251 (416 amino acids)
Biological process (GO): NADP+ catabolic process; NAD+ catabolic process
Cellular component (GO): cytosol
Molecular function (GO): NADH pyrophosphatase activity
Source: RefSeq, a predicted model, not a curated record
AUGAGCAAUCAACCUCAGAUUCCCACUCCUGCCCAUACGCAAGCUGAGUCAAUGCUGUCUCGACAGUUUGGGAAAGAAACCGUAAACUACUUCUCCAGCUCGCCUUUAAAUCGGCUCUCGUUUCUACGGACCGAGCAUGCGUUUCUUUCAGCAGCUAUCAGACAUCCUUCCACCCGCUUUGUACUUCUGAAGGAUCUUGCACCCCUUACAAAGUCUCCGUCAGAAUUAUAUUAUGCUCACUAUAAUGAAAUUCAAAAGCUUGUUCCCGAGACGAUUUAUGAUAAGACAGAGGAGGAGACAAUCAAGGAAUAUGACUCACGGAAGACCACCGCGCAGCUAAUCUUCCUCGGACUAGACGAGAGCCGUAAACAAGAUGGGCUCGCUUGGAAGAUUUAUACCGGCACUCCUUUCUUUGCUCUCGAUGUAACCCCUAAGGGGGAUGACGAGCAACAGACCAAUUCCAAAGCUGUGAUUAGUGCCAUGGAGGAAAAGGGAUUGAGCUUCUUCCAGUCGAGAGUGGUCAUGACCUUUUCGGCUGACGAAGCUGCCAUUUACGCCCAAGCCCGCGCUCUCAUGGAUUGGAAUAACCGUAAUAGCUUCUGUGGCACCUGCGGUAACCCCACGCUCUCUGUAAAUUCUGGUACCAAGCGUGCUUGUCCACCUACAGACGUUGCCCGUGUCGCAGAGGGGAAGCCGGCCGAACGGCCAGCCUGCAACACGCGCACUACCCUUUCUAACCUGUCCUUUCCACGUACCGAUCCAACAAUCAUUGUGGCCGUUCUUUCAACCGACGCCAAGCGGGUCCUGCUUGGUCGCUCAAAACGCUAUCCGCCCAACUGGUAUUCAACCCUUGCCGGGUUCAUCGAACCAGCAGAGUCGGUUGAGGACGCUGUCCGGAGGGAGGUGUGGGAAGAAGCGGGCGUUACUCUUUCCCGUGUCAUUAUUCACUCAUCCCAGCCUUGGCCCUACCCAGCAAAUCUCAUGAUUGGAGCAAUCGCACAAGUUAGCGAUCCUGCCCAUGAAACGAUCAAUCUAAGCCAUGACCCUGAGCUGGAAGAUGCGAAAUGGUUUGGCGUCGAGGAAGUCGAGGAGGCUUUGAGAAUAGGCGUAAGUGCGCUGGGUGAUAAGGCUGGUCCGGAGUACAAAGAGGGAGGGUUGAGACUUCCGCCGCCAACUGCUAUCGCGAAUCAAUUGAUCAGAGCAGCUGUCAACAUGGAUCUCUUGGCAGGAGACAAGACUUCAAAAAUGUAG